Trichoplusia ni (cabbage looper) is the source of this 1411-nucleotide messenger RNA. RefSeq lists its product as uncharacterized. The annotation marks the transcript as partial. The record is from RefSeq and is a predicted model, not a curated record. NCBI's taxonomy places the organism in Eukaryota, Metazoa, Arthropoda, Insecta, Lepidoptera, Noctuidae. The transcript has 5 exons.
CAUCAACCAUUCCAUUCUAUUAUGUAUGUGCAGCAUUUGAAAAAAUAGGCGUACAUACAUUUCUGAGACCCAUUUUUACGUAGCUAAUGUAGCUAUUCAAAAUUUCAAAUCUAAACUGUUUAAAGUUUCUAACGCAAGACUCAAUUGGCUUAGAAAAAGUUUAUAAUUUUAUUAAAAGAAAUUGUAAUCCUGCUCUCUGCCCGACAGGAUGACUGACAGGACACUUGACACUUGCCAUGUUUUUUUGGAAAGUGCCGGGUAGUAAAACUUUUAUUUUGAAAAGAUUUGCCCCACCAUUUUUUAAUUUUGUUGUCUCUAUUUUGUACACAGCUUGACUUAAGAGAACUAAAAACAUAUUUAGGAACAAACUAUAAAAGCUUAGUGGGAUUACAAUCCCUAGAUUAUACUCUAAUGUACUCAUAUAUUUUUAACAUUCGAAGUAAUACUUCUCAUUGCCGAUUUAUAUUACGAAUAUAGUUUUUGUUAAAGUAUCUUAAAAAUGUCAGAAGAAUUAAUAGAAUUAAAGUCCGUGUUACGGUCGUUGGUUGUAUCCAGUCCGACCCAGAUGGACUUGAAGACGCUACUGCGUGACUACAGAAAUAUGGUUGGUGCUCACCUGCCACUCGCUAAGUAUGGAUAUAAAAACGCUCUAGAUUUCCUAAAAGAGCGAUUCAGUGACUGUUUUGUGAUUACCGGUCCACCUUCAAACCCAGUGCUUACAUUGAUAGUGCCAGAUGCUUUAAAACAUAUAGACAAAUUCGUCCAAAAGCAAAAAGUAACUUCCACAUCAAAAUGUAAGUCGAAAAGACGAAGUAUACCAGAAUCUGUAGCACACCCACCCAAUCAAGACUUUAUUAUAAGAAAAAUGAAGCCUGUGCCACCAAUUCCUGAGCAGAUACCUGUGGCACCUUCUGCUGAACUGAAACCUUCAGUGGUGUAUGAACAACCAAUCAAGCCACAAAACAAAGCUCCAGAUGUUAUAAUAUAUAAUAAUAAAGAGAAUAUGAGUGACUAUCAGAAUCCUGCCGUGACCAGAGAUGACGUGAAGAACUUCUUACGAAAGAGGUUGCCUUUUUACAAUAGUACCCAUACAUUUGAAGAAACUCAAUCUCAAGAUGAUGAUUCAGGGAGACAAACAUCAUCCAGUACCAGCAGUGCUAAAGCUUUACAGUUUGAGGAGCUCAAAACUGAGAUAGUGGAGUUGGUCACUGCAGCCCCCAAUGGUGUCUGGUGCACAGAUCUCAUCAAGUCAUACAGGGACCGCUACAAGCGCGAGCUGAACUUCUUGCGGUUCGGGUACACGUCGGUGAGCGGGCUGGCGGCGGCGCUGGAGCAGCGGCUGCACAUCGCGCAGCCCGCGCACUGCGACGACUGGCUGCUGCUGGCGCCGGGCCGCGCGCCCGCCGCGCCC